AUGCAGCUCUACCACUCCGACCCUGAACAGAAAUUGAGAAUCGAGACAAUGACAGAAGAGGAGUAUGAGAAGCGUGAGGUGCUCCAUUACGCACCUGAUGCAAAUGGGAGUGUUGGCAAAUACAUGCUACCCGAAAAUGAGGUGAGGAGGGCAGUUGCCAAAGCUGCGCUCACCAUGGCACGACCUAGGAAACGCAAGGCAGACUUACCAGACUCACCGGAAGGGAAUACAGUCAGAGACAGUAAGAUAGAGUCUCCAUCUCCCAAGCGAGUUAGGAAGAAGUCCAAAGCCACCCACAUGCGUGCUCCAGCAAAGGCCAAGCCUCCUCGCAUGGUUCCUGGGAACAACAGUCAGGUGAAUGAAGCUAGACUGCCACAGAAUAAGGCGUGGGUCAUUGUCACCGAUACUCCCUUCAAGGAUAGAGCCGCUCGACUUGUUGAAGCCGAAGGCCACUCACACGCAUGCUUUAGCAAAGGCCAAGCCCCCUCGCAUGAGGCCCGGGAACAGCAGUCAGGUGGACAGAGCCAGACUGCCACAGAAUGA
Cantharellus anzutake is the source of this 543-nucleotide messenger RNA. RefSeq lists its product as uncharacterized. Bases 1 to 543 code for a protein of 180 amino acids. NCBI's taxonomy places the organism in Eukaryota, Fungi, Basidiomycota, Agaricomycetes, Cantharellales, Hydnaceae. The record is from RefSeq and is a predicted model, not a curated record. The transcript is spliced from 3 exons.